Messenger RNA from Naegleria gruberi, 14877 nucleotides. RefSeq lists its product as uncharacterized. Gene Ontology annotation, molecular function: ubiquitin-protein transferase activity; ATP hydrolysis activity. NCBI's taxonomy places the organism in Eukaryota, Heterolobosea, Eutetramitea, Acrasida, Naegleriidae. Bases 1 to 14862 code for a protein of 4953 amino acids. The transcript has a single exon. The record is from RefSeq and is a predicted model, not a curated record.
AUGCUCUCCGAUCAAGAUUAUCAGAAACAUAAGAGGAGGAAGGAAGAAGAGGAAAAGAAGAGAAAGGAAAGAGAGGAUGAAUCUUCUUUGCCUUCAUCAUCAUCUAAUUCCACUCCUCAACAAUAUGAACAUCAAACUCUGAAUAAUAAUAUUGUGAUAAUAGAUGGUGAUGACACUGAUAGUAAUGAUGCUGUUAUUAUCACCUCUCCAACAAUUCAAGAACAACAAACAGCUAAAUUUGGUUUUCUAGUCAAUAGUCAAGAAGACAACAAUAAUUCAUCAUCAUCACCACAUGUUACAGGUAGUAGCAAUAAGAAACGAAAGACUACCAGUCACUCUCCUUUAACAACAAAUAUUUCUCCUAUUAAACAAGAAGAAGACAUGUCUUCUACUGUUCCACCCAAUCAACAAGAACAAACAGCCAACAAUAACAUGGUGAUGAUGGAUAACAACAAUAGCAAUGAAAAGCCUUCUACACCCAAACAAGGCACAACAACAACAAAUUCCGAUGAAGAUGAUGUUAUAAUGAUUGAGAGUAAUGAAGCAACACUUUCACCUUCCUUGUUACACAAGAUGCAAGGUUCUCUAAAGAUUGAAGAAUCACAACAACAGGAACAAACUAACACUAGUGCAAGUACUACUACCAUUCCAUCAUCAUCGGAAUUAUCAGAUAAUAAUGAUACAUCAUCAAAACCUUCGGAAGAGAAUGAUCAACAACAACAACAAGAAGGCACCAACAAUAAUAAUACGGUUCUUCUCAAUUCUGUCAAGACAAUAACUGAAAACACUGGUGUGAGAAUAGUGGUGCAUGCCUUCAUUCCUCCACAGUACACUGAUGAUCUACAACCAGCCUUGAGGUACAGUUAUAAGGAAAUUACAGGUUCGGGGAAAAACAAGAAGGAAGAAGUUAAAAAGGUAGACAUUCCACUGGGUCACACUCCUGUUGAGGGUCUGGAUAUUUGGUUUUGUGUUGUGAAAUUGCCACUUCAAGUUGAUUUCGUGAGCUUUAAGAUUAUUGUUAGAGAUGAGAGUAAGGCAAUUCAUACUGAUAAAGAGGUUAGAUCGAUAACACUUCCAAAAUAUACCACUCCAGCUGUUCAUCACAUCUAUAUUAACUUUAAUCCAAAAUCAGAAAAGAGACAGGGAAUUUUGGACAUGUUCAAAACCAAACUUUCAAUGACUGAAACCUUUUUAACAGAGUUAUUUACUCCUUCCAAGAUUGAUACUGGUGAUUUAUUGCCAUCUGAUACUGAGAAUAAUGUUUUUGAGAAUUUAAUUAGAAUUAACAGAAAACGAAUUCAAAUAUUUCAUUCAAGAUUGGAUGGGUUUAUGCAAAGUAUGGCUCAUCUCAGUGAUUUGAAUUUUUACACUAAAAUACACAUCAAACAAAAUUAUACCAGCACCAACAGACACAAUUUAAAGUCACCAUAUGUGUAUGAGGAUACCAAAAAGUUUCUCCUUUCUUUACCAGAAAAGAUCAUUCAGGAUAAGACUGAUUUCGAAUUGAAAUUGAUAAUGACCCUUGUAUUCUUUGAAAAGAUUUAUUCCAUCUCUGGUCACAAUGAUAAGAAGAACUUUGAUGAAAUGAUUGAUCUUUUGAAAGAAUUGGAUGUGUAUACACUCAAUACUAUAUUUCAUCACAUUUUGAAAAAGGAAGCAGAAAAAUCUACACCAAUCAACUUGAUUAGAGAUUCAUUCAGAAAUUCCAUUCAAGCUCUGAUAAAUGUCUUUUCGGCCACCACAAAUGACAAGAGAAAGUUUAGCUAUUGGAUUAUGGCUGCUCCAUUCAUUAGUCUUGAAUUGAAGUUUCACGGUAGCACCAGUCCACUGGAUAUGCUGAUAAUGCAAUCUGAUAAGAAGAGGUUCGAUACAGAAUUUGCCACCUUGACUUCAAUAGUUGAAGAGAAAAGAGCACUCAUUUCGAAUAGAUCUCAUGUCGUGUCUGGUACAGAUAUUGGUAUUAUAUUCUCAACAAUUUUUAAAAUGGCCUCCUCUCUUAAUGAUAUCAAUUGUAUUCUAACAUUAACAUCAGAUAUGCAAUCGAAUGAAGGAAGGUUCAGAUCUUUCACCACUCAACUAUGUGAAUUCAUUUCUAAUAUGGAUUCUUGGGAAGAUAGUGAUUUUGAUUCCUUUACAUAUUUAUUGGAAAAUCAUUCAUACGUUCUUUCUAGCACAUCUAUGUUGGCAAGUUAUUUCAAGAAUAAGGCUCUCAGUGAAGUUAGCCACUACCACUCUGAGAAUAUUUUGAAGCAUUUACUCAUGUUCCUUGAAAAUGAAGAAUUCGUUGCUAAUAACAAAGAAAAGGAUCUCAUUUCCCUGUCAAAACUCAUAGCCAACUUCUUUUCUACAUUGUUUGGAAAGAAAAAGUCAAGUUACAACCUCUUUAAAAAGAGUGUCUAUUCAAUGAAAGAUAUAGUUGCCUUUUAUUCUAAACUUGCAGAAUCCUUAUCAAAAACUUGUAUGAAUGACUAUCAACUUAUUAUCAUUGAAUCCAUUUCCAAUAACUCUUCCUUCACUUCCAGCGGUUCAGACCCGUAUUCAAGGAUUACAUCUCUUAUAGAAAUUUGUGAAGAGUUUGAAUUGGAUGAAAGGGCAACACUUGGUAAUAUUCUUGCUCAAUUGACUUUGGAUACAGUCAAAUCAUUGGGAGUUAGCAACAAGGUAAUCAACAAACUCUUGGAUACUGUCUCAAGGUUCUAUGCAGACAGUAUUGAUAUUACAAUUGAUGUUGUUUCCAAGAAAGUUUUAAUGUACAUAAUAGAAACAUUGAGUGAGGGAUCAUCAAUGACCAUCGAGAUAUUGUUCAAACAUCACUUGUUGUGGAGUCGUUUAUUUCAACUCAAUGAUAUUUUCACAGACAAGAAAUUGAUUGAAGGAGUACAGCUAGUGGACAAAUUCUCCCAACAAAUCAAUAACCAUACCAUCGCCCUAAAUGAUCUGAGAAUUAUUUUAAGAGAUGACAAUCAAGAUAGGUUCGUAUCACUGGCAACAUAUUCCGGUGUCAGUGUUAUUUCCAAGAAUACUCUGAUAGAUAUUGACUUUCAGGUUCAAUACUUUGAAACACUACUGAAACAGUGUCACGACUUUUGCAACCAUUACUGUCAACAUGAUAAUGUAAAUAAUGAAUUCAGGUUGCUAUUGGAAAAGAUUGAAGCUGAAAUCCAAAAUAAUGCCGUAUUUAGUAGUAUCAAUUCAAGCUUCAAUAAUUUUGCCUUCCUUAAAGAGCUUCCAACCCUUCAACAUUUAUGUAAAUCCGAGCUCUUUUUACAAUUCUGGAACGAAACCAUAGAUCAAAUGGUUGAAAGUCUGGUUACUGAAACUGAAUCCACCUCAAAGAUAAUAUUCACAAUUAAUGAUUUGAAAUCCCGAGUCUAUCCACAAGUAGUUCAAAAAUGGCUCCAGUUGUACAAUAAUCUGAACAUGAAAACUAUUUCAUUUUUAGAACUUCAAACAUUAUUCAGUGAUAAUACUGAGGAGGAGACGUUCCAAGAUAUGCUCUUCCUCAAAAGAACUUGUCAAUCAACUGAUAACAUGCUUGAUGGAGAUGCCACUCAAUUCCACCUUAUCAAUGAAAACAAUCAAAGUUAUAUUCAAUGGUCAAGAGAACACGCCCAACUCAUCUCGAGUUUUUUAACUAUAGUCAAACAAAAAGAGUACAUACCAAUGAUAGUUUCUAUUUUGAGCAAGUUUAACAGUAAUUUUUCAACUUCUGUUUUCACAGAUUCGUACUAUGUUAAGAUUGAAAAAAUUCACAAGUACAUUCUUGAGAAAUGGGAAUCUGGAAACCUCUUUGAUAUUGUUGACAUGGUCAAUGAAGCCAAAUCGGCAUUGCAACAUUUGGGAAAGAACGAAUUACUAUUGAUUGAAUUUUUGAAUGAAUCUGAUGAUUUAUUGAAUUGGUUAUGGCAACACAAUGAUUCCAGUCAAUUCAAUGAAUUGAUCAGAGUUUGCAGAGAAGUUACUGAUGAUGCUAUCAUAUUGCAGUCAUUUGCUUCUCUUACAAGUGCCAGAGAAUAUUUGUACGAGUUGGUUUAUCCAUCAAGAAAGUUUACCAGUUGUGAAUCCUUUUUGAGGGCAAUCAACACAGCCAACUUGAACAAGGAUGAUACAGAAAUUCAAAGGAGAUUGACAGACUGUAAAGUUAUUAGAUCAAACUUGGAGAAUGUCAAACAAGUAUUUAAAGAAAAGACGAGAAGCCCCUCUGUGACUGCUGUUUUAAAGCUUUUAGAAAUUAUAAGUGGUGCGACCAUAUCUGUAACAACAAUUAAUUCUAUCUCAGAGGAUAAUUAUAUUAUAUGUAAUGUAAAAGGCAAGAUCACACACUUGAGUGAUUUGAUUGAUAUUAGAACAACAGUGUUAAAUACCACCAUUCCAAACGAACUGAAGGAGAAACAUAUUAACUUGGAUGCUGCUAUCGAUACAUUCUGUAAAUUAGUUAACAUUCUCUCAUCAAUGAAGAGAACUUUAAUAGAAUUAGGCAUCAAUGGUAGUAUGAUAGUUGAUAAUUACGAGUUUACCAUCACUCUGAAUGUUGAUAAUUUAGAAUAUUUAUUAUUCCAAUUUAUGGAGGAAGAAAAGAGACUGUCAGAAAUGAAUUCCAACUGGAAGUUAACGAUCAAGAAUAUUAGAUUGGAAUAUAAUUUACUGAAUUACUUCAAUAUGCGAGAGUUGAGAAAACUCAUAAAAUGGCUCGAUAUGAUAAAGGAAGGAAAUUCUAUAGUUGGAGAAAGAGUAUAUUCCAUGCUCAAGAUUAUUGAUAAUAAUCUCACUCUUCAACAGUACAAAUCAUUUGAGAAGGAAUGGAUCGAUUACGAUAUUAUGGUGGAUGAUGAUAUUCAAUUGAUAUCACUUGGUUCAUGUCUGAAUUCACAUUUCAAUCUGAUUGAGGAUAGUCACGAACAAAUCGAUUUCCUGCCAAGUUCCGAUUUGGGCAUGUCUACAAUGAAUGUAGAGAAAAAUAACAGCAAGCAAAACCUUAUCGUCAUUGCAUGCCAAAAUGAUCAAGAGGUUGAAUCUAUUGUUUAUUCUUUGUAUGCUGUUAAAUCCAUUCUACCACAAGUUGAAGAAGUACUCAUGUGCAGACCAAAUACAGACUUUGAAGAUAUUGAAUUGGUUGUAAGAAGAUGGUCAAAAUCGGAACACAAAAAGCAAAUAUUUACAUUGGCUAACAUUCAACAUUUGGACUAUACUUUACAAUGUAAAGUAGUGGACAUGCUUAAAAAUUAUUUACAAACAAGUACAACAUUAGCAACCUUAGCUAUUGUUUCAAGUACUCAACAACAGAGAAUUAUCAAUGCCUUCUCUAACUUUAGAUUUGAUGGGUCUCCACUUUCUUCUGAGGACUUGAAAGACUCUCUUCUUCAAAUUGCCAAACCUGGAAAGUUUUCUUCAGGUGUUAAUGUUUACACUAGCCCUAUGGCAGGUUGUGGUAAAAGUCACACAAUAUUUGAACGUUCUCACAUUGAGAAAAAGAAGCUAGUCUACAUUUCUCUAAGAGAGUCAGUUAACAUUACAGAAUUAAUUAAUCAAUUGAAUGAGAAAACUAGGAAUAGCCAACCUGUAACUUUGCACUUUAACAUUGCUCCAAAUGUGGAUACCAUUGUUAAUUCAAUACUUUUCGAAUUGAUUGUAAUAGGUUCACUCAGAGAUCACCAAUGCAACGUUUACCACAGAAGGCCAAUAGAUUCUAUUGCAAUAGAAAUACCAAACCAAGUUGGAAAUAGAACUCUUGUACGUUCUGUUCCAUUCUGUAAAUAUCUACCAAGAGUAGAAUGUAUUGUUUCGGCUCAUACACUCUCCAUCGAAAGGAAAUACGAAAUUGGUACUAAUGGUAGUGUGAUGGUCUCAAACAAUAGAAAGCUAAAAUAUGUUUGCUCAUUAUUAUUGGCUCAUCAAAAUGGCGUCUUUGUCAAUAAUAACGGAACCGAUUUCGUUAACUUUACACCUAACAUGGACAAUAUGAACAAGGAGGAAUGUUUAACCAUUCUCACAAGAUAUUGCAAUGCUGGAGGUCAGAUAUCGUAUGCUCUUAUUAAUAAUUUCGUAGAGUUUACUUUUGAAUUCUUUGAAAAUAUGAUGGAUUAUGAGGUUUUAAGAUUUUUACCAUCUCUAGAUCCUGGAUUUGCAACUUUACCUCAAUCUAUUGUAGGAAUGAUUUUGGAAAUGUCAAAAGACUUUGCUAUUAGACAAUUGGUGUUCAAUUUUAAUACUGACAAUCCUUCUUUGGAGGAAUAUUCUAACAGAUUCUCAAGUAUUAGAAAGUGGGAAGAAUCAAGUCACCCAGUCAUUAUUUUCACCAAAGAAACUUUCCAAUGUAAUGGUUUCAACGUCAUUUCCUUGGAUCAAUCUUCAGUUAAUAGAUUCUUCCCAGAACAUUUGAGAGCUCUCCUCCAUGAACAAGGAAUUAAUAUCAACUUUGACUUUAAGAAAACAGUAGAGGAAAAGGGUCAAAGAGCAGCAGAACUAGAAGGACUCAAAUUCUUGCAAAUGAUAUCUGGAAGUUUUUCUCUUGAUGAAGAGAUGGGUGAAAUCAUGAAAAUAAUGCUAAUUUCAAAGCUAGAUGAAACAGAUUAUGUUCUCACACAAGACAACUUGAUGAAAAUGAUUGCCAUUAUUUACAGAUUCAAAUCCAAUCUCCCUGUCAUUUUACAUGGUGAAUCAGGUGGUGGAAAGACUUAUUUGAUUAGUCAUUUAUGCAAAUUUUUAGAUUAUCAAUUAUAUAGAAUGACACUUCAUGGUGGUAAUACUGAACAGGAUAUUUUCAAUUUUUUGAAUAAUAUUGUUAUUGAAGCCAAUAGUCAUGCUAUGGCAACAUAUGUUGCGUUCAUUGAUGAGUGCAACACAUGUUCAGCAAUGGCAAUUGUUAAGGAAGUUGUAUGUGAUGGACUUUUGAAUGGUGUGAAAAUACCUGAGAAUGUGAAAAUUGUUGCAGCUUUGAACCCAUACAGAUUGAAGAACGAGAAGGCAAAGCAAUUGGAGCAAUCUAUUCAAUCUCAAACAGGAAUCAUCUACAAGCAUCCUUCAUUUGCCAACAUUCCUGAUCCAUUGGAAAAUCUUGUUUAUAGAGUUCAUCCACUUCCAGAUAGUUUUGUUGAUCACUUGUAUGAUUUUGGUUCUCUUUCUGAUGGUGUUGAAAGAUUAUAUAUUGGAAGUAUGCUAAGACAAUCUCUAAAGAAGUAUUUGAAGGCAGACGAGAAUGGAAAAAUAACAAAUGAAACUGUUCGCCAAGCUGUCAACUUCUUUGAAAGUCUUAUUCAUGCCUCUCAAGUUUUUAUUAGACAAACAAUGCACGAAGAAAGUUCUGUCAGUUUGAGAGAUGUGAGAAGAUGUAUACAAGUAUUUUAUUGGUUAGUAGAAGAGUAUCACAAUCCUACUUCUGUCUUUAGAGAUGUACUCAACUUGGAUCACCAUCACGGUAAUGAAAUAUUCAAUACUCACAACAAACACUUUAAAAACUAUGUCAUGUUGUCUCUUAGUUUUGCCUUUUACAGUAGAUUGAACAGACAAGAGAGAAGUGGCUAUUUGAGAUACCUCUCAAAAGAAUGUCCAACCAUUGUUCCAUCAGAAUUUGAAAAAUUACUCACCAAAUAUCAAACAAAACUUACAGAACAGAUGAAUAUCAGUGAAGGUAUUGCCCUCAACGAAGCCCUCACAGAAAACAUCUUUGUCUUGUUCCUUGCUCUUGUUAAUCACAUUCCUCUUUUAAUUCAAGGAUAUCCAGGAACAUGUAAGAGUUUGGCAGUUGAUUUAAUCAGUAAAUCUAUGAGAGGUAAAGCAUCUAACAACAAACAGUUGCAACACUUGCCAGAUAUUAACAUAUUUGCAUUCCAAUGCUCACCUUUAUCAGAAGCUAAAAGUAUAGCCCAAACAUUUAGAGCAGCAAGACAAUACGCAAAAGAAAGUUCUGGAUCUUCUUCAUUAUCAGUAGUUCUUUUAGAUGAAAUAGGUUUGGCAGCUGACAGUCCAAAGUUACCUCUCAAGAUUCUUCACCAAGAAUUAGAAAAUACUGCAGAAAUCAGUGUAGUAUCCAUCAGUAACUAUUCUCUAGAUAGCUCCAAGAUGAACAGAAUGUGUGUACUUUACAGAUCUACUCCCUCUGCAAAGGAUCUCAAGGAUACUGCUAAAGGUAUCAUGAGAUUCCACAAAAGCUUUAAAUUACAAAGUUAUUUGGAACCUAUUGCUACCAGCUAUUUGGAACUUUACAAGAAUCAAAGAAUUAAGCAAUUCUUUGGUUUACGUGACUUUUAUAAUUUGGUUAAAUUCCUUUAUAGAAUUAUCAAUAACAAGAUGACAUACCACGGAAGACCUAUUGAAUUUGAAAAAUCAUUGGUCUUAUCAGUUCUGAGAAAUUUCGGAGGUAUUCCAAGUGAAGACAUGGAUAAUGUUCUUAAGAUUUUUGAAAGAAACACAGGUAUCAAAUUUACAGAAUAUGAAAAGCCAAAUAGUUGUAACCUUUUGAGGUUGAAUUUGAAGGACAGUGCUGAUGCAAGACAUUUACUUGUGCUAACGAACAACAAUUCAGCAUUGAAUCUGUUAUUUGACUAUGAAAUACUUUCUCUUUCUAGUACUAUUGUAUUAUUUGGAAGUGAUUUUCCAGAUGAAAAGAAUGAUAACUUUAGUCUUUCACUUCAAUUACAAAAAAUCAAACUGGCUAUGUCAGAAGGAAACACAGUUGUCUUGGUUCAUUGUGAUUCACUCUAUGAAAGUUUGUAUGAUUUGCUAAACCAGCACUAUGUAGUUGUUGAAAAUAAGAAAUUCUCUAGACUUGCCUUUGGUAACUCAUCUGUUACUUGUCCUGUACAUGAUAACUUUAGAAUUAUUAUCAUUGCUGAAGCUAGUGAUGCUUACACCAAGUUGGCCAUUCCAUUCUUGAAUAGAAUGGAAAAGCAUGUGAUUCUAAGAGAUGACAUGAUGAACGAAGACAAUACCAAUUUACAUUCCCAAUUAUCUGCUUUUGUGGAAAAAUUAAUGGCUCAAUUGAACGAAAAGGAGAUUUCAAAGGUAUUUAUUGGAUCUCACAAGGAAACUCUUAAAAGUUUGGUUCAAUCCAUCGAGCCAAAGGAUAGUAUGGUGGAUGAAGAAAUAACUGAACAGAUGGAUAUUGCAUUUGACAAACUUUUAUGGAACAUGACACCAGAAGCUGUCAUUAAAUCAAAGAAUGAGAGAAUAAUGAAGCACUACUUUGAGGGACAAGAACAUUCAUCAUUGCCAAGUUUCUUGAAUAAUGUUUUUACUGAUAUUCAAAAAUGGCAAGACAAAUUUGGUGGUAUUCAAGCUAUUGUUACAACCUUCUCCUCAUUGCUUAGUGAAGUUGAACUUCUUAUUAGAGAUCAUGUUACUGUUGUGAAAGAAAAGCAGGUUCACUUACAAUUCCUAGAAUUGCACGAUAUGAAGACUAGUAGUGAUUUGAAUACUGAAUUGGAUCACUUUUUCGCCUCUAACCACAAAGAGUCAAUGCUUGUUCUUCUCUGUGAUCCUGUAGCUGCUUCUACAAGAAGAAUUCACUAUGCUCAAUAUACAUGUGAAAGUAAGAGAAAUACAUUCAAUGCUGCUGGAACUGGUAACAUUAGACACGUCAUUUUCUUGGUAAAUUUAUCCAGAAUUCCAACAGAAAGUUCCAAGUAUUCAUUCGAUUUUGAUAGACGUUGGAAUUAUGUAUUCAUUGAUGACGUUUCUAACAGUGAACAACAACAAGGUUUCCCUGAAUUGUUCGAACUUGUCAAUACUCCUUUCUCAAAUCUGAUUAACAAUACUCUUUCUGUUGAACAAAUUAUUUUGGAAAAUUUACACAACUCCCUUUCCAGAAUAGUUUAUCCAUUCCCGAGAUCAUCUUCUCAAAUUCAAUCACAACUUUCCAUGCUAAGGAAGUGGCUCUCUCAAUCCAGUAGAUAUUCAGCCAGAUUCACCAAACUUAUCAGAGAAAAGGUUAUUGAUAUUGUCAAACACUCAAUCAAGAAUGACGAACAGUGGUACCUUCAAGUGAUCAAUAAUGACAAGAAUAUUUUACAAAUAUGUGGUACUCUUCGUUCUGCAAUUCAUUACUUUAUUUCAAGAAUUGUUUUUAUGGCCUUCUCAUCAAUCUUGAGUGUCAUGGAUAGAUAUAAUAAUUUACAAUUAUUGGAUCAAGAAAAUGAUUCAGAAACCCCACAAUUAUGGUUAGAUGUUUUUGAAUAUGAUGUUCACAGUAAGCUCUUUGAAAGUGCUGCCUUUUCAAUGAACCAAUCAGGCUAUGUUAAUAUUUUGCAAGGAACUUCAAAGCACUUUGAUGCCAAAUUCCCUUUCAGUUUCAUUUUUGCUACAGUGGCAAACUCUUUCAGAGUGAAUCACUUGGUAGAUCAAUUCUCCAGAGAAGAUCUUGAAAAACACUUUGAAUUCACCUUGCCAAGAUUCGUCAAGUAUCAUGCUGAUAUUGGAGAUGAAUGUAUUGUGGAUGACGAUAUUGACAUGAACGACGAAGGAUCAGAUAAGAUUCUCCUUCCUAAUGACUUAGUCUCUGGCUAUAUCAACGAUUAUCACUACUUGUUUGGAUCAAAGAAUUGCAAUAUGCUUCCAAGUGAGAAUGAUCAACUUGUUCUCAUCCAUGAACUGAUUUCAAAGGACAGAUUACCUGACCAGUACUAUUCCUUGUUAGAUUCUCAAAUUUCAUAUUGGAACAAUGAAAAGAGAGUGAAAAUUUACUUCCAAGUAUUUGACUCUCUGAAAGAUAAGAAUGUACUCGAAAAAUUCUUAAACUCCAUCCCAUCAUGUAGAACCAUUGCAGAAAUGGACAUGCUUCUUUGUGAAUUAGUAAUUGUUCACUUCAAUCCAGAAUAUCACAUUACCUUAGAAAGUGAUCCUGUAGAAAACAAUACUUGGGUAAGAAAUGUUAGAAACAUGACGGCAAGUAUGACACGUCUCUUAGAUUUGCUCAAGGAUCCACUCAUGUCGGCUGAAGUCAAUGUCGACGUUGCAGAGAAAUGCUCAAGCUUAUCUCAUCAAUGGAAAUGCAUCAAAUUCUUUGCUCACUUCCUCAAAGAUCUUGUCAUUAGUACUGAAAAUUUGAUUGACUCUGAUAUUACAAAGAAGUACUGGGAAAAACUAAAUGGUUCAGGAACAAGCCACUUUUACCAACCAAAUGCUCUUGUGGAGUUCCUUCAAACAUUGACAGACAUUAACAAGAAGUGUACUAGAGAGGAAUCGUCUGAAGAUUUUGAAUGUUUCAUUUGUCUUUCUGUUCCUGAUCCUGAUAGCAUUAGAACAACAGUUUGCUGCAAGAGAUAUAUCUGUUAUGAUUGUGCUGAUGAAUUUUGUCAAUAUCAAAAGAAAUCAAAGCAAUGCGGAUGGUGUCAAAAAGAACUCGACAAUGAUGAAACUGUGGAUACCUAUACUAUUCCUUGUUCUAAUAUUUUGAAGGAAGUUGAAGAUAUUUCACAAAAGGAAACUCUCUUUAUUGAAAAAUCCACCAAGCUCAUUGAAACCUUCAUUACCAUGUUUUGUGUUGAAAGAGGAAUUUCAGAUAUGCUCAUUAGAGACAUUAUUAGUUAUAUUUGUGAAAACAAAAAGUUCCUUUCCGAACACAAACUCCUCAAGUUUAUUCUCUCAGAUUCAAUGAAGAGUUCCAUUAUUCGAGCACUCUUCUCUUUAAAGAGAAAGGACCCUAAUCAAUUCGAUCAUGUAGCUGCUUACUUUGAAGAGAACUUGAAGGUCCUCCAUACUCAAUCUAAAAAUGUCGACUUCCCAAUUGCUGUUUCGAUAAAUCAAAUCUUGGAGGAUGAAGCAGAGUUUUACUCACAAGACGAAGAAGGAAAGAUUAAUUUGGAAUAUAUUUUACAAACCUUGUCAAGAAAUGGUUUCAGCUUGGCUUUGGGUAAUGAUUUCGUUGGUUUCCUCAACAAUACCAGUAUUGCAAAAGUGGCUGUCAAGUACUUUGUGAAAUUACUCCUCAACAACAAGUUAUUCGAUCAAAAAUCUGCUAAAAAGCUUGUUGACUCUGUGGGUAAUCUAUUCACACAAAGUGAAAACUUGAUGCUCUACUUUUUGAGAGAAUUGACCUCUGUUGUUGGUCUAUCUGAAACUAGAGAUAUUAUCAAUAAUAGCCAGCUACUUGGAAGUAUCAAGUUUAUUCAACAAUGGAAAGAGAAGGAAGACGUUGCUUCAUUCCUCAAAGAUUCUGUUUUAUCAUUGUCAAAUCCAUUCCUCAAUCUUCCUUUGUACGAACAAAUUUCCAAAUCUAUUUCUGAGAUUAGACUCUCAAACACCGAUACUCUAUUCACAAAACUCUACACAUUCCAUAGAGAACGUAAUUCAUUGCAUCUCUUCUUAGCUGGAGUGCUUGUCGUAGUUUUGGAAGAAGUUACGCUUUCAAACAAGAUGGGAACUAGAAAAUUUGAAAAUCUCAAAACUUGGGUAGAUAGAAAUCAACAAUAUUUCCAAUUAUUAGGUGGAAUUUCAAUUCAUCCACUUCUCUCCCAAUUGAUUACUAAUAAGGUAUCUAACUUUGCAAAUAUUAAUCCAGAAACACUGAUGACACAAAUUCAACAAUUGAGAUGUAUCAUUCAUUUAAUGUUCAUGAUAUUCACCAAUUCACAAUCACUGGGGUUCUUCAGUGCAUGCUUGUUGAGCCCUCAGAAUUUGUUGAAUAACAUGUUCCCAACCAUGAACGAUGAUGUCAUGUCAGGAUUGAGUAGUAUCACCAAUGGUAGAAUUUAUCAAUGUCCAUCUGGUCACUUGUACAUUAUCACAGAAUGUGGAAGAGCUGCAACAACAGGACGCUGUCCAGAAUGUGGACAAGAGAUUGGAGGAUCCAACCAUAACCUACUCAAUACAAAUAGAGAAUACUUUGCCAAUGACCAAUCAGCUCCAACUAAUCUCUGUCGUAGAAAUGCUACAGAAGAAAGUGGACCAGCAGAUGUGUACUUGAGCCAGAGAAGUCUCUCACCAAUUGAGGUUAGAUUUAUCAGAUUAGUUAUGAGUGGAUUAUUGUUUGCAUCCAGCUCAUUCCUUGGUAAGGAUUGUGCAAUGAUUAUCAACACUAGAUAUGCCAAUCCAAGAGAUGUUUCUUCCUUCUUCUUUGAACACUUUAUCAAUGAUUGGAAUAUACUCUCUAGACUGUUAUCAAAGAAUGACGAACAAGUAAGCAUUAUCGUUCACAAUCUCAUUACGAGAAUGACUUUAUCAAAUGUGGUGUUGGAUAAUCAAUUGAUGGUCAAGACAUCUCGAGAAAAUUUUGAAAGAUUGUUGAGUGAAACCAUCUUGCAAGGUGCUCUCAAGAGUGAUAAAAUUAUGCAAGAAGUGGAAAACAUGAUUAGAAAUCACCAAACUUCAGUAGAAGGAAGAAAUAAUCACAAGAAUGAAAAGCUUUCACAUGCCAUUCAGUUUACAGAAAUUGCAGACAGGGAUGUAGUGAAACUUCAACCUUCUCUGUUUAUGAAAUUGGAAAAUAUCACUUUUGAUCACUUUUCAAAUACAUUCAAACAAUCCAAGAAUGAUUAUCCAAUUCUAAGCACAGUCAUUGAGGAAAUUGUAUCACUACAAGCCCUUCAAUAUUUACCAGAUAUUUUCAAAAUGUACGUUGAAGUUUGCAAGAGAUGUGACAAGAAAUUGAGAAAAGAGCAAACUAUAGAACAAAAUAUUGGACAAUUCAUUAAUGAUAUUCAAGAUCCUAUCGAGAGAGAAAAUCUUGCUAUUCACUUUGAUGGUUUUGCUAGAGCAUGGAAUAUGGUUUUCAAAUAUGUGGAAAUGUAUGAAUGUUUGGUUAUUCCUGAACAAAUGAAAACUAUUAGAAUGGGACUGGAUAAACCAUUAGUAUUCAUUCUUCCACACGAGAAGGAUGAAUCCAUUUUUGGAAUUGCAUUAACCCACUAUCUCAUUGGUAUUCAUAACAAGUUUGUUAAACUUACCAAUAGUGCAGAAACAGAUGUGAGAGUUAUUUCUAGCUCUGAUUUGGAUACUUCUCUAGCAUUCAAGUUUAGUUUGAAAGAAGAUUUAAUGCCUUUCGUGAGAGAUCACUGUAGAAGACCUAUUUCAUUUAAAUCCACAGACUCGAUCAAGUAUGACUUUGAGUUUAUUCAACAACACGUUGUGGAUCAUUUCUUAUCCGGCAAACCACUUGUAGAAAUCAAGAUCAAGAUGAUUGAACUAAUGGGAGAAUUGAGAGCUUCUGGUGCAAAGGAAAGAUUUACCAACCUCAAGAAGACCAACAAGAAUUCCAAGAAGGAAGGAUCUGACAAGUUCACUGACGAGGAAAGAAUUACUAUUUUGAAUGAACUUGGAGGAAUUAAUGGAAGAUCAGAUCGGUGUGUCAAAUGUUUUAGAAUGGUAGAAAUGGCUAUCCAUUUCAUUCAAGCCAAUACUGUCUCUGUUAGCUCUCUUUCUUCAAACAUUUUAGAAAAACCACUUGUUCAAUAUUUGGAAAAAGAUUUGAUGAUGACAGGAGCCAGACAACUCUUCGGUGCUUCAUUGUCCUCCAUGAUACGUAUCAAACAUUUGGAUAAUUUAUGGGAAUUAUUGGAAUCACAUCUCACUGUUGAUUCAUUCUCUUCAGUUCAUGCAAAUUACAGAAAGGAAUUGAGCAAAGAUUUGGAACAAAUCCUCCUCACAAAGGUUGCUCCUAAAAUUGAUCUUAAAGUUUUCUUGUCAGCCCUUAAAGAAGCAAUUCAAACUCACUUGACAGAACCGUACUCGGACAUGAACCAAGAUUUAAAACAAUGGCUUUCCUAUUUACCUAUUCCAGAUAAUUUUGUUCAAGGUACUGGUGAGCAUGCCAAUUCUGAAUUGGAAACAAUUUCUGACUUUACAUGGUUUAAACAUGUUCCAGAUAAUUUGUUUACCUUGGCAAUGGCUUUGGAGGUUUUCAAAACAUUGGAGACUUUGGUAAAACAAUAAACUUGUUUUAAAUUC